Botrytis sinoallii is the source of this 2497-nucleotide messenger RNA. RefSeq lists its product as uncharacterized. NCBI's taxonomy places the organism in Eukaryota, Fungi, Ascomycota, Leotiomycetes, Helotiales, Sclerotiniaceae. The record is from RefSeq and is a predicted model, not a curated record. The transcript is spliced from 3 exons. Gene Ontology annotation, molecular function: actin binding. Bases 319 to 2259 code for a protein of 646 amino acids.
ACCGUUUCAACCAUUGUGAAUCAGCACAUAGUCGCUGCGGAAUUUGGCUACCUAACAGACCAGUAUCAUUCGCUUUACUUUUUGGUCCAAUUCCCUACUUCGAACCAUUGCGAUAGGAAAAGAAUCAUCGCACAAUCAUCGCUUCUUUCCAAUGCUUCUAAGAAGUGUGAGAAGUGCGACCAACACGAGAGCAAUCUCCCACACGACCGAACCUCAUUUCCAAAAGCCCUACGAAGAUACAUAUUAUAGGAGAAAGUCCGAUACGAUAUAAAAUAGAAUAUUCUAUCGGGGCCGAUAGAUAUUCAAUAAGCCCGCAAAAUGCCUUCCAUAUUGUCAGACGAUGAUAAAGAGACGGUCAAACGCAUGGUACCAAAGGCCUCGAACAAAAUACAGGCAGUAGCAGUCGCCCGUCUAUAUAUUGCUUAUCCCGAUCGUCACAAAUGGACAUACACUGGUCUACAAGGAGCGGCAGUUCUUGCGAAUGAUCUUGUCGGAAAUACCUACUGGAUAAAACUUGUCGAUAUCUCGUCUACGAAUAAAGGCGUCAUAUGGGACCAAGAGAUAUAUGAUACUUGGUCAUAUAACCAAGAUCGGACAUUCUUUCAUACCUUCGAAACAGAAGAAUGUUUGGCUGGAUUGUCCUUCGUAGACGAGAAGGAAGCCAAAACCUUCAUGAAAAAGAUGAAUGAUCGAGAAAAGAAUGCUAGUAAAGCUACAAAGGCCAAUCCUUUUGGAGGCGCUGCGCCGGCUCAUAAACACAGUCUCCUCGGUGGAUUUUUCGGUGGACACAGACAUUCUUCUGCUCCAUCGAUACAACCUACUCCCCCCGAUUCGCCUAGUUACGUACUCCCACCUUCACAACCGGCGCAUACAUCGCAGAACCACAGGCACUCGGGUGGAAGCUUCAGGACAGGGCAGGCCGAAUACGCAGCUUUGGAAGCGAUCGAUCCUCAUUGGCGAGAAACAUGGGGCGAGGACUUGAGAGAAAUGGGUAUUACAGACGACAUAAUCAGGGAUAAUCAGGAUUUUAUUGCAGACUAUAUUCGAGAAAAGCAAGCUCAACAAGUUAUAACACCUACGCCUAGUGGUAUCGAAAAUCAAAGAAAUAAAGCCCCUCCUCCACCUCCACCUCCAGCAGCACCUCGAACCCGUUCCGAUAGUCCUCAGAGUUCUACUGCUGGUCAUGGACGAGGUGCACCACCUCCACCUCCUGCACCAAGGCGAUCCAAAGCAGAUAUUGCUCGAGAGCCAACACCACCAAGAGAGCCUUCACCACCCAGGGGUCCCCCUCCCCCUAGGUUUGCAGCUCCACCGCCAUUCGCAGAUGCUGGAAAAUUUGCGCAUACCAAUGAUAGAGCACCUUCUCGAGCACAUGCUUCUUCUAAUCCAGGGCCACCCCCACCACCUAGGCCUGCGAAAACCCCUAUCGAAGAUUACGAACCAGGGGAAUCAGGUUCGAGGUUUGGAGUUCCUCCUCCUUUCACGGGAACAAGAAUUACGGCACCACCUCCUACCCCACAACGAGGUCCUGUUCCACCCCCGCCUCCUAGAGAUAUCCAUCAAUCACAUAGUAGUCAUGCUAUACCGCCUGCACACAUUCCUCCUCCGCCUUUACCGCCCAAAACUCCAGCGUCUCCGGGUGCUCCCCCCUUGCCUCCUGCUUCUACUCGCCCUGUACCUUUACCUCCGAGAGAUACUGCACCACCUCCACCUCCUUUGCCUCAAAUGAGCGCCCCACCUCCACCUCCUUUACCGCAAUCCGCUGCACCACCUAUUCCAUCAUCUGCUGCUCCUCCACCUCCCCCACCACCUGGACCACCCCCAGCAUUUGGAGGACCACCUCCCCCUCCACCUCCACCUAUGCCAUCAUUUGGCGGUCCUCCACCACCUCCACCUCCUCCAGGAAAUGGACCUCCAGCUCCUCCACCUCCACCACCACCUCCAAAUCGCGAUUCUGGCCAUGCUUCGGGUGCUCCACCGCCACCUAAACCUACUGGUGAUCGUGCAGACCUAAUGGCAAACAUUCAAAAGGCCGGUGGUAUUGGAGCUCUCAAAAAAGUUGAUCGAUCGCAAAUUAGAGACAGAAGUGCUGCUGCCGUUCCUGGUGCAGACACUGGACCUGCGGGUAGUGGACUUCCUCCAGCUGGUGCAUCUUCAGGGGGCGGAGGCGGAUUGGCGGAUGCAUUAGCAGCUGCUUUGAAUAAGAGAAAGCAGAAAGUUAGUGCUAGUGAUGACGAAGCGGAAGAUGAUGAUUGGUAGAUGUGAUGAUGUGAUUAGUUGUUUAGUUUUGUAGAGGAAUGAAGUCAAAAGGGGGCGAACUUUGUAGUUUAUUGAGCGUUUACUUAGUCAAGUAAAGAAGAGACGUUCAGUCAAAGCCCUAUUAGUCGGAAUUGGCUGCUGUAAAGUAACGUGGUUGGCUUAAGAGAUACGGGUAACUCGAGUACAAGGAGUUUUAGUAGUUAAAUCAAUCGAAAACAUUAAAAAUUGUAAAUUAAAG